Darwinula stevensoni is the source of this 285-nucleotide messenger RNA. NCBI's taxonomy places the organism in Eukaryota, Metazoa, Arthropoda, Ostracoda, Podocopida, Darwinulidae. The record is from the annotation of a GenBank genome assembly.
AUGUAUGGUGUCUCAACCAGGUGUGACAACACCAACAUGAUGUCCCAGUUCGCAGUAAAUUCGUUCAAAGCAUGCCUUCCCAGAACUGCAAGGACAGCAGAGCCAGCAUGGUUCCAGACUGCUUCCCUCUGUCAACACUUGCAGGUUAUCCCCGGCUGUCAAAGAGCGUGCGACGUCAUUCAGGGCUCCUCUGUCACCCUCGUCGUCUGCUGGCAUGAACAACUGGGAAGAAUUGUGUCUCAUGCAAAACGUCCAUUCACGUCGAGCAUUCAAGGAAACUAUUAA